UUCGCUCAUCGCGAUAGGGUGCGUCCUGUUCGCGUGCUGCCAUUUUUUCGCGAAAAAUACGUAUUUCCAGCCAGCCUUUUCCACCCACACACCGGGUCGGGCUGCGUGCGUGUGGAGGUGUUCGUGGGCGUGUGCGUGUGUGUGUCGCGGGCCGUGUGACGAAUGCAAUCUGCUUCCGGCGCGCGGUCCACGGUUUGCUGCCAGUGCCGCGGUGCAACGAUGUGAAAAGUGUACGCUCAGCCUUCCUCUCUCUCUCUCUCUCUCGCUCGUCCGAAAAGCAGAGGGUGUGCGGAAAAGUGCGUGCGUCACAUAGUGCCAGUGGAGAACACCGUGUGUGUGUGUGUGCGCCUCUGUGUUUCGGGUUGUUUCGGUCCCUUCGGUGGCUGUGUUUAGUUUAGUAGCAGCAACAGCAACAACAGCCAAGGCAACAACAACAGCGAGGCCUUUUGUUUCGGAUGGUGUUGUCGAACGCGCAUACAUGUGUGUAUGCGUGCGUGCAUGUGUGUGCGGUGUGCGUGUACGUGUGUGUGUGUGUGCGCGCGUGAUGAGAUUUAAAGAUGGCGGCAUCGAAUAACAGGCGGAGAGAAAGCACUUUAUCAAAGUUAUCAUGCGCCCGGUGCUGUGGCGAUUUCUUCGGCUACCUGCUGCGGCUACGGGUCAGCCCGGAGGAGCUCGAGCAGCGCUAUAAAUCGCGCGAGAUCGACAAAAUUCUCGAGAAAGAUAAACAUGCGUUCCGGCGACAGGUUAAACUACUGUUGCUGGGCGCGGGCGAAUCCGGCAAAUCGACGUUUCUCAAGCAGAUGCGAAUCAUUCACGGGAUCAACUUUGAGCCCGAACUAAUUAAAGAAUACCAACAUGUGAUCUACCAAAACAUAGUCAAAGGCAUGCAAGUGUUGUGUGACGCUAGAGAUAAGCUAGAUAUACCCUGGGAGCACCCGACAUCGCAGCUGGCCGCGAACGAAGCGGUAAUGUUUCACAGCGGCUGCCUGCUGGACGCCGAACAGUUCCACCAGUACGUUCCGCUCAUCAACAUCCUGUGGACGGAUGGCGCCAUCCGGAAGGCGUACGAUCGACGAAGGGAGUUCCAAAUUAGUGAUUCUGUUAGUUAUUUCCUAGAUGAAUUAGACCGAAUAUCGAGGUUAGAUUACAAGCCCACCCAUCGUGAUAUUUUGCACUGUCGCAAAGCAACUAAAGGUGUAUUUGAGUUUACGAUAAGGAUACAGAACAUUCCAUUUGUGUUCGUUGACGUCGGAGGACAGAGGACACAGCGCCAAAAAUGGACCAAAUGUUUCGACUGCUCCGUCACGUCGAUCCUGUUUCUCGUAUCGACCUCCGAGUUCGAUCAGGUGUUGGCGGAGGAUAGAAAAACGAACCGUCUGGAAGAGUCGCGCAACAUCUUCGACACGAUCGUGAACAAUACCACGUUCGAGGGUAUUUCGAUCAUCUUGUUCCUCAACAAGACGGACCUGCUGCAGCAGAAGGUGAAAAACCCGGAGACGGACAUCCGCUGGUACUAUCCGCAGUUCACCGGCAACCCGCACUCGAUCCUGGACGUGCAGAACUUCAUCCUGCAGAUGUUUAUGAACGUGCGGAAAAACACCAAAACCCCCAUCUACCAUCACUUCACCAAUGCGGUCGACACGCAGAACAUUCAGGUCGUGUUCAGCUCGGUGAAGGACACGAUCCUGCACCGCAACCUGUCCGCGCUGAUGCUGCAGUAGUAGCGCACGGAUCGGUCGUGUAGUUUUGUUUAGUGAUUAGGUUAGCAGCACAAACUGGAAACUCUUUUUUGGGGCUUUCUGCUCGGGUUUAGUUUUUGUUUUUUUCCCGCGUUUUUUUCUCUCUACCUUUUUCUCGUUUCAUCACACUUUCGUUUGCCAUAAGGAACGAAACGCAAAUGCAUCGGAAUGUACAUUAUUACGUUGUUUGGUCCUUUCUCGGGCGAGGACAGCGGGGCUCUUUUGCUAAUGUGCGCGGAGAACUUGUAGAUAUAUCGGAUAGUGUAAGCGUACGCUCUCGAUUCAGGGGUUUGUUUGCUUAGCUCGUUUUGUGGCUCUGUUGUGGAGGGAAAAUUCCGUUCCCGGUUAUCCGGGUUUUCCCCCCUCGUUUGAUUUCGCCUCUCUCAAACCAAACGUGUAUCUCCACUGUCAAAGGGAUAUGUGUGGCCGGUUUUUCUUUUUGUUCUGGGUACAGUUUUCCACUCGAAUGUGCACCGUGAGUGUGUGCGUGUGUGCGUGACGACUGCUCAAUGGAAGAAUGAAUGAUUUGAAAUAUUAUAACCUUAAUUACAGUAAUGAACUUGAUUUCGUGAACUAUUCGCUUUUCUGCGGUCGUUGCUCCAUUCCAGGGCAAACCAAGCAGUCCUACACUGCCCUCCCUCCUCCCCCCGGAAUUAGCAUUGUAAUCGAACUGUUCGACACGACACGGAAAGGGGCGGGAAAGCGUUUACUCUUCUUUGUAAUUGUUUAUUAGCGCCUUAUGAACAAAGUUCUUGAAGAAUAGAAAUAGAAGUAAACAAAAAAAAGGGUAUGGAUGCAGCAUCGAGUGCAUUACCAAAAUGAAACGUUCACUAGCCUCCUCAUCUAAACGCGCGCUCUCUCUCUAUAUAUAUAAAUCGUCUUACCGCAAUACUGUACUAGACUGGAAUUUUACAACACUACUAAAGAAUCUCCUCUUUGUACUGAUACACAUCUAUAGAACAGUUGUUAAGCUAAAGCAAACAUUCAGCAUCGAGAGGGGAUAGAAGAAGAAUAACCACUACUACACACAUACACACACGUCCGAACAGAAUCGAAAGAGCCGUUGGGAAGGUGCAAACAUAACCGAAUGCAAAAAAACACAGUGCAACAACACAAACAACACGCACACAUACACAGACACAUAAUCACGUAAAAGAAAGGGAUACACACAAUUUACACCAAAAACUAAUUUUAAUCUUUAAACAAAAACCAUGUUCAUAAAUAAUCACAAAUCUCUAAUUACGCGGCUAUAUAGAGCAAGAAACAAUCGAACGAUCGAACGAACGGUACGGAAGCGAUCGAGCACAGCAGUAGCGGUGUGCGGUGUGUAAGGUAAAUACAAUACAACAAGAGUCUCACUGGCGGAGAAGGACGAGCACAUACCGCGCGGGGUACGAUCGGGGGGGUCAAUGGAAGGUUUAUGACGUGUGAUUUUCGUGUGAAUUGGUGCCGGGAAUUUGGGAAGCUUUUUUUUUUUAAUGUAAAAUAGUUUGCAAUCAGUCUCAUUUGCACACCUUUCCCUUGUACUUGUACUGCUCGUAGUCAUACGUUUGUUUGCCAUAUCUGUCUCUCUCGUGCAUUGCAGUUGGACUGGAAUUGUACACUCCAGUCCCACUGGAGUUAGGAGAGAAUCGUUUUGCUUGUGUUUUUAAAUACGCUCCUUCUUUCCUGUUUUGCACCUAAAAUACCCCCCAUAUUAUUUUGUGAAGUGUGCCAUAAGAGCGCGCGUGUCUAUCGGGCACGGAUAUACGUUGAACGAUUUCUGACUGGCUUUCCGUACUGGAGUUUCUAGCAACCAAUUACACAAGUCAGCUGAGCGCGAAGUGCAAUACACGGCACAAUCUUCCGGCGCAUUUUUCCCCUCGUCACCCACCACCCCCAUGUGUUAUCUCCUCCCGCCGCGCAGUGUUGGACACAUUUUGAAGAAAGACAAAUCAUUAGAUUGUAGCUAGUGCGAAUGUAAAGGGUUUAUAGUAGGUCGCUUACGCGUCCCAUAUACGUGUAGCGAUGUGUGUAUAUCGAGGAAAACUCGCCUGAAAAGAAGAAGGAAUAUUGUGGUUAGUUUAUCGUCUUAUAACGCCUGUUGUAAAUAGCCGGAAUAUUGAAAAUCACAUCCUUCCCCCAUUUUUCCCAUUUUAUAAAACAUGUGCGGUGCUCUGGUACUUUACCAUCACACAAAGUAAAGGCACAAAAGCCACUCGCCACUCGUGUAAGCAUUUAAUCACCUAAAACCCUCGGGGGGGGGGAAAGGAACAGGAGCGAGUGUGUGCGGGAACGAAUCGUAAAUAUGUGAAUGAACGUUUGAAAGGUAAUUGGGGUGGAAAUUGGGUAAAGAUGAUAUUGAACGACAAGCCACCGUCAAGUCGUACUACGGUCAGGUUUAGGUUUUGUGUUUGUCCAUCAGCUACCACAAAUUUGUUACAAUAAUAACGAUAAUGAUGAUAAUGGAGAUAAACACACACACACACAUGCACAGAUGGAUAACGGAUCCAGAUGAGCAGAAAUACAAGCAUACACAGACACACAGCUACCGGAGCAGCAUUAUACAAAACAGCAUUCCCCUAUGAAAGUAAGCGGCUGGAGAAAAUGGUGGAGAGUUGAGCAUAGUAGAAAAAAGAAAAACAAGUGUAAACCAAAUGAACCAAUCUCUACUGUAAGCGAUCUUAGAAAUCUGCAAACUCUAGGAAUUAGGAAAGUGAAACUCUCAACACGAACAUAACAAACAAACAAAGCUGAUUAUCAGGAGGAGAAACACACACACGUAAAAAAGUAAGAACCAACAUAAACGAAGUAAAGCAAAAGGGGAAGUAUAGAAGUAAAAGACUUUCGCAACAAUGAAACAAGGAAAAAAGGGCAAUACAACGCAAUACCACAAACCCAUAUUAGCUAGGUUAGCAGCUAGGCGUUUGUAUGUGUGCGAAUAUUGUGGGCCAAUUUUUGGCACCUUUAGGGCUCUUUUUGGGCAAUUUUUUUUUUCGAUAUUCGUAAAUGUUUUUUAUACAAAAAUCAUUUUUUGCUCGAUUAUAAGAGGAAACAUACUAGGUAAAGUCCUUAGACGAAGCUGUCUUUUUGGUAAGCGAACGCAAACGCAUUUUGAGACGCAAUUUUUAGAGCAAAGUGUGGCUCCUUUCUAAGUGGUUUUUUGCGAUUGAUAUACAAGCAGUUUUUCGUCGUGCUCUCCUCGCUAGUUAGUAGAGAGAGCCAGUUUUGCUUUUCUACCAUUGUUUUGAUAUAUACGAAUCGCUUUUGCGAAGCUGUUUUUGUCGUCGUCGUCGUCACUCUUUGGAAAAAAGUACGAAAUUUUGAUACGGAUAUGGGAUAUGCAAUGUUCUUUCAUUUGUUUUAUCCAAAAUUGGCUAAUUUGUUAGAAACAAGUUAGAAACACAGUCGUGUUGAGGGAUAGGACGGAAACGGAUUUCAUCUCUUUUUAUUUUAUUUUGCGCGAAACUUGAUAAGAAGCAGGAACUUCAGCUCACCAUCCCCAAACCACCUAUCCCCCCAAAAUCAACCAAUCAAACCAAGAUCGUAUGAUUUUAGGUGAUCUUCUGUAGCGUAGUAUUUAUGUGGGUUUCUGUUUUCACAUAUUACAAUUAUUGAUUAUUAAUUACUAUGAUUUACAUCGUGCCCCAUCCCAAACAAUUUUCAAAGCAUAUGUAUGAGUAUAUGUAUGUAUAUGUAUUUUGUAUAUGUAUAUGCAUAAGCAGGACAUAUAUGUAUAUGUAUUGAAAACCGCGAAAAAAAAAUGAUAUAAGUUGUUGUUCGAUGUUACUUUGUAUGGAGAUUUUAUUUGUAUAUGUGAACGCUGUAUAUUCGAUUAGAAGGUGGAAGCGGUAAUGAGGAAAAUGCAGCAGCAGCUAAAAAGAAAGUGCGAUUUUGUUGUCAACUUACGCUUUCUCCCCAGCACUCUGCUUUUGUUUUGAAAAUGAACAUUAUUAAUUCUGCAAAAUCCGUGGCUCUUGGAGACAGAGAGAGAGUAUUAGCAAGGAUUAGGCAACUAAUAGGCAGGAGAGAUAUGGGAUGCGAGGUGUGUGAGUGUGUGAGUGUUUGUAAAGGGUGGAAAGGAAAGUGUCUUAAUUUCCACUUUUUACACAUGCACACGCUAAGGCACAACACUCGGCAACAAGUUAUACGGUCAUAUAUACAACAUUUGUUCGAUGGCAAAAACAUGAUUGAAAUACGAUAAUAAAAACAAAACAAAAGCA
This is a messenger RNA of Anopheles merus, 5941 nucleotides long. Its product is annotated as guanine nucleotide-binding protein subunit alpha homolog. The transcript has 6 exons. Gene Ontology annotation, biological process: Rho protein signal transduction; adenylate cyclase-modulating G protein-coupled receptor signaling pathway. Bases 558 to 1721 code for a protein of 387 amino acids. Gene Ontology annotation, cellular component: heterotrimeric G-protein complex; brush border membrane. Gene Ontology annotation, molecular function: GTPase activity; guanyl nucleotide binding; D5 dopamine receptor binding. The record is from RefSeq and is a predicted model, not a curated record. Lineage: Eukaryota; Metazoa; Arthropoda; Insecta; Diptera; Culicidae.